UAAAGUUUAAACCUAUUUGUUUGUGUAACCACAAGGUGAGGGUAAUGCAUUGCUUGAAAAAUUAAUGAAUGAGACAAAAGGUUACACUCACGGACCAAGUACUUUGAAUGUGUCACUGAUUUUCAAUAUCUCCGUUUGGUGCUGACCAUUACGUAUUAGGAACAUCAAAUCAUGUUACCAAAGUUCGAUCCGGCAAACCAUAAAGCGUGCCUGUCUGUUCUUGAAGAUGUGACCACCAACGCAAAGCAGAUUCAAGAUUCCGUAUUGGAAGCUAUACUUUCGCGUAAUGCUAAAACCGAGUAUCUUAGAGGUUUCCUCAAAGGUAAAUUCGAUAAGCAAAGCUUCAAGAAGAACCUACCAGUAAUUACUUACGAAGAUUAUCGGUCUUAUAUUGAUCGUAUUGCCAAUGGAGAGUCCUUUGAUAUAAUCUGUGAUCGACCCAUCACCGUUCUCUUGGUCAGCUCAGGUACUUCAGGAGGAGUUCCAAAAUUGAUACCUUUGACAGCAGAGGAUAUGGAACAGAGGAAUUUGUUUGUAUCUCUCUAUAGACCUCUACCCUUCAAGCACAUCAAAGGGCUUAGUGAAGGAAAAUCCCUUUUGUUUUAUUUUUUGACCAGAGAAAGUGAGACAGCCUCUAGAAUACCUGUCAGGACUAUGAUCACUUGUGUUUUGAAAAGCGUGACCCCAGCCAACAAAUUUAUCUGGGAGCGAAUACAGAUAAGCCCGAUUGAGAUUGCGACAUGUCCAGACACUACCCAGAGCAUGUACUGCCAACUGCUUUGUGGGCUUAUACAACGAGGAAACGUAUCUCGCCUUGGUGCACCAUUUGCAUCUUCCUUCCUUAAAGUAAUCAACUUCUUGGGAGAUCACUGGAGUGAGUUAUGCUCCAACAUAAAGACAGGCCAUGUCAGCCCCUGGAUAAAAGACGCUCAAUGUCUUUCCGGGAUCAGUAAGUUCCUCUCCGCUCCAAAUCCAGAACUAGCGAGCAUUAUCGAGAAAGAAUGCAGUAAAACAUCAUGGGAGGCUAUAGUGAGGAGACUAUGGCCAAAUGCAAAAUGCAUUGAAGCUGUAGUUACCGGAUCCAUGUCACAGUAUAUACCAAUGCUAGAGUUCUAUGGUGGUGGUCUUCCUGUGAUUUCAUUGUUUUAUGGCAGCUCUGAAUGUUUAUUUGGUCUCAAUGUAAAUCCUCUGUGCAAGCCUUGUGAUGUGUCUUACACCACCGUUCCAAGUAUGGCAUACUUCGAGUUCUUAGAGGUUAAGAAAGAUCAAGAAGCUGGUCAUGAUCCCUUAGUGAACCCUGUGGUCAUUGAUCUUGUCGAUGUUAAAGUUGGCCAUGAUUAUGAACCUGUUGUCACAACUUUCUCUGGUCUGUAUAGGUACCGUUUGGGAGAUGUUUUACGAGUAACGGGUUUUUACAACAACGCGCCACAAUUUCAUUUCGUGGGAAGAAAUAAGGUUGUUCUGAGCAUCGACAUGGACAAGACCUACGAAGAAGAUCUCCUCAAUGCGGUUACAAACGCUAAGCUCCUCCUGGAGCCACAUGACUUUGUGCUCAUCGAUUUCACUAGCCGCGUGGACUUCUCCUCGUACCCAGGACACUACGUGCUCUACUGGGAACUCGGGAGCAAAGUCAAGGACAAGAAGAUCGAGCCCGAGCGGAAGGUUUUGGAGGAAUGCUGCUUCACCGUUGAGGAGUCUCUAGACUCGGUGUACAGAAAAGGACGAAAGAAUGAUAAGAACAUUGGACCACUUGAGAUCAAGGUUGUUAGGAGAGGUGCGUUCGACGAGCUCAUGAGCUUCUUCGUGUCUCGAGGUACUUCUGUGAGUCAGUACAAGACGCCAAGAUCAGUGAAGAAUGAAGAAGCCUUGAAGAUAUUGGAGGCGACCGUUGUUUCCAAGUCUUUCAGCCGGAAAGUUCCGUCUUGGGAGCUACAUGAGCUGCAUUCCAGUCGAUAGUUAAAACCACCAUAUUACUUUCACGUGUGGAGGAAUAAUAAAUAACAAAUAUGUAAACUGAAUACAAUAAGUCCAUCACAGUCGUCGAGUUAUGUUUUAUAACUCGUCUUUUGUUUUUCUGUUGUAAUUGAUGAUUUUUAUAAAGAGUAAUCCCAUUGCUAAGAACCCUAAUGACUACCAUAUUUUAUGAAAGAAAAAGUAUGUGAUUAGAAGAAAAAGUAUUUCUUAAUAUUUAAUAGCAUUAUUUGAAUUUCAGUUUCUACAUUUCCUUUGUUUAAUGUCUUCUGAAUACAUUUUCUGAAUAGUUGCAUUACUUGUUUGAUGUUUUCUGAAUAGUAGUUCUCUGCUUAUUGCGCCUUUUAAACCCUGUCUCGAUUGUAUGAUUGUAUGUUUGUUGUGUGGUUUUUGCUUUGAACUCAUGGGUGGUUUAGCUAUCGAUUAGAUCAUGUUCAAUUCUGCUUUCAAACUAAUAAAAAAAUUACUAUAUAGUUUGACAAAUUUUUUUUUAUUAUAUCUUAAAACCUUAUUCAUUUAAAAGAAUUGGUAAUAUUUUCCAUCUGAAUAUUAAAAUUCUUAGACUCAUUGUUAACCACUCAGAGCAUCUUUAACGGGGUAGCUUAGGAAGAGAAUGCUUAGAAAAAAUUAGUUUAAUAGUGAGCUCCAUCCAGAAAGUAACAGGCUAACAGCUGAUGCUUGAUGCUCCCAGAUAAGCGUUGAAUUAUGUGGGUUGUUUGUACUGUUCACGGGCCGGAUGCUCU
This is a messenger RNA of Brassica rapa (field mustard), 2714 nucleotides long. Its product is annotated as indole-3-acetic acid-amido synthetase GH3.15. The record is from RefSeq and is a predicted model, not a curated record. Gene Ontology annotation, cellular component: cytoplasm. Gene Ontology annotation, molecular function: acid-amino acid ligase activity. NCBI's taxonomy places the organism in Eukaryota, Viridiplantae, Streptophyta, Magnoliopsida, Brassicales, Brassicaceae.